Molecule: messenger RNA, 4677 nt
Organism: Chanos chanos (milkfish)
Lineage: Eukaryota; Metazoa; Chordata; Actinopteri; Gonorynchiformes; Chanidae
Gene: nhsa
Product: Nance-Horan syndrome a (congenital cataracts and dental anomalies)
Exons: 11
Coding region: 1-4677 (1558 amino acids)
Biological process (GO): cell differentiation; lens development in camera-type eye
Source: RefSeq, a predicted model, not a curated record
AUGCCAUUUGCCAAAAGGAUCGUGGAACCUCAGUUACUGUGUAGGCAUUCCAUUCCCAAUGACGAGGGAUUGCUUUUCGAAGACCUGUGCACCAUCAGCAAUGUGGUUCUUUCCCGAACCCUACGACAGCUCUCCGACCUGGCCAAACAUGCCUGUUCGCUCUUUCAGGAGCUGGAGAACGAGCUCAUACUGACGAACCAGCGGGUCUGGGUACUGCAGGGUAAAAUAGUAAGGAUUCAACAGACCACCAGCGGAUUAGACCCCAAACAGGAGGCAGUGCCGGUGUCUAAUUUAGAUGUGGAGAGUAAGCUGAGCGGGCAUUACCAGGCACCUUGGCACCUCCAGCGGAACGUCUUCCUUCCAUCUACCCGCCCGGCCUGCGUGGAGGAGCUACACCGCAAUGCCAAGCACAGCCUGCGUGCACUGCACCGAGAACAACAGCAGGAGGCUAGCCACAGGGAGCGAAGGGUGACCAUCUCUCUGGCUCCCCCCAUGCCCAUCUACCCCUCCCCUCGCACCCUCCGAAAACAAGAGCAGAGGGCCCGCCACCUCCAGACGGAGAGGACAGAGAAAGACACAAACACUCAAACAGCACAAACACAGUUUGAGAGCCCCCGUUCCUCCUCUCCCACUGAAUGUUGCCACUUCUCCCCAUGGACCAGAAAGGUAUUGCCCCCUUCAGAGGUGGUGACACUGGGCCAACGCUCCAAGUGCCCCAUCCCUAACGUGCCCUCCACAUUGGACAAGCAGACCAACUGGUCUGGAGUCUUACCGCUGCCCACCCCAGACGAGAGGAUGAAAAGCAACUCCCAAGUCGUCACUUCAUGUGUUGUCCCGAUUAAUGUGACAGAAGAGGUCUCCGUCCCUGCUUCUACCCCAGCGAUAGCAGCCUACCUCAGUGUUGGAUUUGACAGAGAGGCCAGAGUGCGCUGUUCGCUUGUCCACUCACAGUCAGUCCUCCAAAGGAGAAGAAAGCUGAGGCGACGGAAAACGAUCACUGGCAUUCCCAGACGGGUGCAGCAGGACCUGGACUCUGACGAGUCACCUGUUGCAAGAGAGCGGACAGUGAUUGUUCACGUGAAUCCUGAUGUUUGUCAGGAAGAUCUUUCUCUCUCCCGCCUCAACACCAAAGAUUCGGGCUGCCAGACAGAGGAGACCCUGAUUGCUGCUGCACCUUCGCGCAGACGAAUCAGAGCACAGAGAGGCCAGAGUGUGACUGUGCCCCUUUCCCACUCUAUGGGCAACAUCUCUUCCUUGCCAGAAGACUCUGAAACCAUGCUCACUGCAUCUGUUGGGUCCCGUCUGCGCUCUCGAAGCCUACCACGUGAGGGUGGGCGACUCGUGGGUGAGGACCACGAUGACAGUGAUGAAGACGAUGAGGAGGAAGAGGAAGAGCUCUCCCCAUAUGAGGUAGAGGACUUUUUGCCUGGGACAGGGGAGCGGAUCCUGAAAGACGAGGAGGAGAGCACUGAUGACCAAACUGUGCCACAACGGCAACUUGGUAGUUUGAAGUUCAACCAGCAUGCUGGGAGCCCAGAGCAUGGCUGGAUGGAAAGAGGUCGUUCACGGCUCCCGAGGAAAACAGACAUGGGAAGCUGUGAGAUCUCCUCAAGCUCAGAUACUUUCAGCAGCCCCAUACACUCUGUUGCCAAUGCAGGUGUUCUCACAAGCCAGAUUGACCACAAGGAUGACCACCAGUCCUCAAGUGGCAACUGGAGUGGGAGCAGCUCCACAUGCCCGUCACAAACAUCAGAAACCAUUCCCCCUGCAGCUUCACCCCCACUGACUGGAUCUUCACACUGUGACUCUGAACUGUCGUUGAACACAGCUCCUCAUGCCAAUGAUGACUCAGCUGGCUUCAUUAUUGAUCCCUACCAACUGGAGAGGCCACAGGGCAUUCAGGAUCACAGGACUGGCUCUUUCACUUCCACAGCCACAGACCUGCUGGAUGAUGCAGGAGUCAGCACAGCCAGUGAAGGUGAGUGGGGGUACCCACACCAUCAGCACAACACAUCCUGCCACCACGAUCUGAGUCCUGAGCACACCAGGGAUGAGGAAGGCAGCUUAGAAUGCCCCAGUUUUGCCAGCAUAAACACAUAUGAGAGCUUCACAGACAGGCCACCCUCCGAGAAGGCUGAUACCACCUCUCACUUCUCUCUGGAUGCUGAGGGCUACUAUACCUCCAUGCACUUUGACUGUGGUCUUAAAGGUAGCAAAAGCUUCACUUAUAACUAUGCAGCUGUGGGCCAGCAUCAGGCAGACUACAGAGGUCACAUGACUCUUGGAAGACGCUGCCUCUCUCUAAGAAAACCAAAGGUGAGGCCAGCUCCACCAAAACGCAGUUCUUCAUUAAAGAAAAUUAGCAACCAUGGUGGAAAUGCCCCGGAUAAGAACGAACCAAAGAUAAGUGGUGGGCAGAACCUGCCAAUGUCUUCCACAGAGAGGAAGCUCCAGCUGGACUUAGCUGGUUCCUCAGGACAGCUUGAGGGUGAGGAGCCACUGGAGGCUUGGGGUAUAGAAAGCUCCAGGGAUGUUCCAGAUGCUGCCUUGUUUGGUUCCACAGAAACACACUCCUUCAAAGAUGAGGGGGCAGUGCAGUCUGACUAUGCAGACCUCUGGCUUCUAAAUGACUUGAAAUCCAAUGAUCCCUAUCGGUCAUUGUCCAACUCCAGCACGGCCACAGGUACAACUGUCAUUGAAUGCAUCAAGUCACAGGAAAGUUCAGAGUCACAGACUUCUCAGUCUGGUUCCAGGGCUACCACUCCUUCACUGCCCUCAGUGGAGAAUGAAUUCAAACUGCCCUCACCAGAGAAACUGGUUGGUUUGGCAUCGCCAUCCAGUGGGUACUCAAGCCAGUCAGAGACACCAACAUCCUCUCUACCAUCGGCAUUCUUCCCAAGCCCUCUGUCCCCCACCAGUGGGAAGCGGAAACCCAAAGUCCCAGAGAGAAAGUCCUCCCUUGCUUCCUUACAGCAUCAGUCAUCCAAGAGGGAUCUUGAGCUGCCAAUCAUACCUCCAACCCACCUCGACCUAAGUGCUCUUCACAAUGUGAACAGGCCUUCAGCACACAGAAACCAGAUGCACAUCCUUCAUCAGAACAAGCAGAAGACUGGAGCUGCCCAGGCUGAGGCCAGGGCUGCAACAGUUGCCAAUGCUGAGCUUUCAAGCAGCAGUCCAAUGGCCAUCACCCCUACAGUACUUCGCUCGGUCCAGCUGCGCUCAGUCGGCAGGCCCUGCAGUGACCAGUCUUAUGCUGAUGCUGCCACGAGACCCAAGUGCCACACUGUGACAAUCCCUACCAUGCCCUUGAGCAGCAACUCCCAAGAGAGCAGGAAACCCCCACCCUAUAGACCUCUCCAAACUGAGUGCCCAUCUCAGGACUACUGUGAAACACUGUUUACCCCUGGCAAUGGACCUGUCAUGAAGGAGGGAAUAAGUCAAGGUAGCACAAGACAUAGAUAUGACAGGAUUGCUCCAUCAACUCUUUGGAGUGUGACUGCAUUCAGAGCACCACUUGAUCAGGCACGUCCAGAUGACAGCACAUCAGAAAUCAAAGCCUUGUCAGAGAGCCAUGAAGGUGAUGAGGGAGAGACGCAGACACUAGAGAAUGCUUCUAAGGGUCUCUCACCUCAGGACAGCUUGGAGAUAAAGCAGAGCCAGCCAUCCCAGUCUGAACCAACCAGUGAAUGCCCCUCCUUGUGUCAGACAACAGCAAGCUCUUCAUCAAGUCAGCACAGUAUAGCCAAGAGGUCUCACAGUCUUGACCAAGUGCCUGAUAUUAUCUGUCAAUCGCAAACAUCACAGGCUUACUCAAUCAGUGAUGCUGGUAAGCACGUGGAGGAAUAUGUGACGUCAGGUGUUCCAACCAGAAGUGCCUCACAGGACAACAAGGAGGAGGGCUCAACUCCAGAUACAGAGGACUACUUCAGUAAAGAGUCUUCACCAAGUGAUAGCAUACUGUCCCCUCUGAAUGAUGAGGCUAAAACAGAAGAUGACGGUGUUUUCCUUUCACCCAGUAAAACUCGUACAACAGAGGAUUUAUUUGCGAUGAUACACAGGUCAAAAAGAAAAGUGCUGGGCAGGAAGGACUCAGGGGAGCUGGCUGCGCGGAAUCGUUUGGGUGCUGCUUCAGGGAAUGGCCCAACCACGAAUUUUGUGACCUCACCAAACAAUUUGGUCUCCCCUACAACUCCUACCACUCCAACAGGCUCACAGAGAACACCGGGACCCAUUUACAGGAGCGCCAAAAAGUCCAGCACCUCCAAUGAAGAAUUUAAACUACUGCUGCUAAAGAAAGGCAGUCGAUCUGACUCUAGUUACCGUAUGUCGGCCACAGAGAUCCUGAAGAGCCCCAUUGCAACCAAACCCCCUGGGGAGGUUACAGUGGACAAUGCCAGGCAGUCUGGAGAGCCCACAUCACCCCAGCAGCAGCAGUCAAUAGCAAGUACACCUGAGCAGCUCCCAAGCCCUUUUCCCAAGGCCAACACAGAGGGAUUCUCCACCAAAGUUUUCCCUACAACAGCUUCAUCUAGACCUGGUCGCUCAAGAAUACCACCUGCUGCUAACAGCAGCCGUUAUAGUACUCGCAGCCGCCUAUACACAGCACCCAUGCAGGCAAUAUCUGAAGGGGAAACAGAAAACUCUGAUGGAAGCCCACAUGACGAUCGAUCCUCCUAA